AUGUCCAUCCUCAUCUCUGUCCCUGCUGGCCGAUGCCACCGUCGCUCGCCCGAUUCGAAAUGGGUUGAUCCUGCGCCCGAGAAGGGGUCGAUCGAGAUGAAGUUUGAGGAUGAUCUGAUGCACCUCUGGUGGAAAAGCAAGAGCACAGGAUCUAUCGAAGAUGAAUUGAUCGUCUUCCCUGGAGAAGCUACCUUUGAACAGGUCAAGCAGGAUCCUACUGGCCGAACGCACAUCCUCAAGUUCUCCAGCUCUGACCAGAACUACUUCUUCUGGUUCCAGAGGGCCAACAAGUCGACCGACCUCCGCGCUCAGGUCGACCUGAAUGCGUUCCUCCAGGAUCCGUCGUACCGUGUUGGCUCUGCUCCUCUCCCCGCUGUUGCCGCUGCGAUCCCUAGCACCCCUAUGCCCAGCUCUUCCUCCGGCUCAAGCGGACCUUCUGCCCCCGGCGCCCCCGCUCGGUCAGCCGCAGGAGCCGCCUCCCUCGAACCCGCCGCAACCCCCUCCGCCCCUUCUGCCGGUACCGGCGCCGCCGCCUCUUCCUCCUCCCUCUCGACCCAAGAAGAGAUGGCCCGCCUCCUCGUCCAAUGGGCCCAAAGCGGCGGUAUCUCCUCCCCCUCCGGAGCGGCCGCAGACGACGCCGCGCGCCUCACGGACGUUCUGUCCCCGGCCAACAUUACCGCCCUCGUCCGGUCGGACCCUUCCAUCGGCGCCCGGCUCAAACCGCUUCUCCCUCCCGCACUGGGUCUGUCUGAGAAUCCCACAGCGGAGGACCUCAUCCCGGUAUUGACGGCUCCGCAGAUCACGGAUGCGGUAGCGAGUCUGGAUAACGCCUUGAGGAGCGGUGGGCUUCCGGGCGGGAUGAUGCGGGAUCUGGGGUUGCCGGAGGGGGCGGGGACGAGCGUGAAGGCGUUCUUGGACGCGCUGGCGGGUUUGAAGAAGGGAGAUGCGGCAUCAGAGGAUAGGAUGGAGACGGACGAAUAA
Dioszegia hungarica is the source of this 981-nucleotide messenger RNA. RefSeq names its product proteasome complex subunit Rpn13 ubiquitin receptor-domain-containing protein. Gene Ontology annotation, molecular function: endopeptidase activator activity; proteasome binding; ubiquitin binding. The transcript is spliced from 6 exons. Gene Ontology annotation, biological process: ubiquitin-dependent protein catabolic process. Gene Ontology annotation, cellular component: nucleus; cytoplasm; proteasome regulatory particle, lid subcomplex. The record is from RefSeq and is a predicted model, not a curated record. Bases 1 to 981 code for a protein of 326 amino acids. NCBI's taxonomy places the organism in Eukaryota, Fungi, Basidiomycota, Tremellomycetes, Tremellales, Bulleribasidiaceae.